Molecule: messenger RNA, 2331 nt
Organism: Rubroshorea leprosula
Lineage: Eukaryota; Viridiplantae; Streptophyta; Magnoliopsida; Malvales; Dipterocarpaceae
Source: the annotation of a GenBank genome assembly
CAUCAAUCUCAGCUGUUCUUUCGAAACCCCGAAGUUAGGGUUUUAGCAAGCUUGGUUUUUGCUCCAUGGCUAGCGAAAAACUAGAAGGGGAGAAACCGGAGGAGGAGGCUCCUGUUGGUUCUAAAAAGGAGCUUAAUGUAAAAGAACCGAAGGAAGGGAAACAGCAAGAAGAAGAACAAAAAAGUCAAGAACUUUCACUCAAAGACGCAUCCGGGGAAACCGAGGAACCUGAGGGAAAGAAAGAAGUUGAAGAGGAAGAGGAAAAGAAGGUACAGGAAGGUGGAGGAGAAGGGAAUGCGCAGGAGGCCAGAGAGGAAAAGAAAAGGCUGGAGGCUGCAGAGGAAGAGGAAGUAGACGAGUACAAAGCGCCGGCGGCUGAAGAUGAGACUAAAGAGGAAGAUAAAGUACAGGAGGCCGAAGGAGAGGAUGAAGAUGGUCAAGAGAAGGCCUCAAGGAAAGUAAGGAGAAGUACCCGGAAAAGGAUCUCUAAGAAAGAGAAAAAUGAAUCAAAGAAAUGGAGUCAGGAAUCAAAUGAGGAGCCUGUUACUCCAAGCAGUGAUAGGCCCACGAGGGAGAGAAAGGUCGUUGAGAGGUACUCAGUACCAUCAGUUGCCAGGUCUUCUUCAAGCAAAGCCUUGUCGAUUGAGCAGGGUUGUGGCACACAGCUUAAAGACAUUCCAAGUGUGGCUUUCAAGUUGUCGAAGAGAAAACCUGAUGAUAGUCUUCAGAUGCUUCAUAUGAUACUUUUUGGAAAGAAAGGAAAGGCUCAUACUUUAAAGAGAAACAUAGGCCAAUUUUCAGGUUUUGUGUGGGUUGAGAAUGAGGAAAAACAGAAAGUGAAAGUAAAGGAAAAACUUGAUAAAUGUGUUAAAGAAAAAUUGUUGGAUUUUUGUGAUAUUCUCAAUGUUCCAGCAAGCAAGACCACAAAAAAGGAGGAAAUUUCUGUCAAAUUGUUGGAAUUUUUGGAAUCUCCUCAUUCUACAUCUGAUGUUCUGCUAGCUGAAAAGGAGCAGAAAGUUAAAAAGCACAAGGUCACACCAAGCAAGAAUAUCAGCCCUGGAGAAUCAUCAGGUUCAUUAGCAAUGAAGCAAAAACAAACCCCACAAUCUGGAGGAAGGCAUAAACGACUGUCAAAAGCAGAUGAAGAAGACAAUGAGAAAAAUGAAUCAGCACGCCCUAAAGGUGAUCUUCCUGAAGAUGAAUAUGAUUCUGCACCAAAAGAAGAGAGUGAUCAUGAGAAGAGUAAAUCAGGGAAAGAUGAUGGACCAGAAAAGAAAAGUAAAAAAAGUUCCUCAAAAAAGAUUGUAAAGGAGAGCUCAGGGUCUGAAAGCAAGGACAAAUCUAUGCCUAGAAGGAAGGCUGUCCCUGCAAAAUCUACAAAGGUUCCUGGAAAACCUGCCAAGGAGUCAUCUGGUACAACUCUAAAACGAGGUUCUACUGAUGCUGAUGAAACUUCAAAAGGAUCUGUAUCAAAAAAACGGAAGGUUGAGAAAGAAAGUUUGAAGGGCUCAAAAGACAAGAUGGAUGCCAAGAAGCAAACAAACAAAUCACCAAUAAAGGAUUCUACCAAAGAAAAAGGUAAAGGCAAAUCCAGCAAGAAACCUAAACCACAGCCUACAAGAGAAGAGAUGCAUGCAGUAGUUGUUGAUAUUCUGAAAGAAGUGGACUUCAAUACUGCAACUUUAUCUGAUAUUCUCCGGAAACUUGGUCAACACUUUGAUGUGGAUCUGAUGGACAGAAAAGCGGAGGUGAAGGAUAUUAUUACAGAGGUGAUAAGAAAUAUGUCCGAUGAAGAAGAUGAGGAAAGUGAAGAGUCUGCUGGUGCUGCUGAUAAAGAUGGAGGUGGGGAUGAUGAUAAUGCUUAGUCUUUCUGUCAGGAAUCAUAAAAUGUAGCGGAACACCUGAGGUAUGUGCGGUCAUCGGUUAAUAUCCGCCUGCUGGGGUUACUUCAACAUUUCCAUAGAGAUAAAUAACUGUCAUUUUAUGUUCAAUAGGUUUUGUUUAUACCAUAGGCAUUAGUGGCUCCUUUGUACGAGUAGCUUCUUGUGGACCUGCCUCAAGUUUACCUGCAGUUUUUGGGUCCCUUAGCUUUGCCAUCGUUUAGUCUUUUUUUUUUUUUUAACAUUGAAAUUUGUCGCUUGUACUUUAUUAUUCACCAGUGAUUCAGUCAAACUUUAUCAAAAAAAAAAAAAGAAAAAAAGAUUCAGUCAAUGCUAUUUUUGUAACUGCGGGCCAUUUCAGCAAUUUAAAUCCAUAACUAGAAAGGUGCCUGAUGUCGCCAUCAGUCAUGUAUUUCGAUAGUUGAGAUGACGAUAAAAUUAGUGUAGACUG